AUGGACAACUUGGAGAACAUCAUUUCAACCACGCUCAGGGAUUACAACAAAUACGGGACCUUCAAUGUACCCAUGAUCAUGAUGGGAGAUUUCAACCUAACGAACGAAAUGGAUCGUCCCAAUGAGGGUUUUGUGGAUCAACUCGAUCACACCUCAUUGAACAAACAUGAUCAGCCGAAGAGGAAGCCAAGGCUCCUUCGAGAUAUCAGCCUCGCAAAAGUCGGCGGCGAGAUACAGGGUCGUGUAAAAUCGAAGACGCUGGUGAAAUCUUGGUCGAAGGGCAAUGCGAACGGAAAAAUAUUCAAUUUCGUACUCAGGAAUACCAGCGGGGAGAUGAACAUCAUUGUCUCCGGCAACGCGGCCGACGACAUCUUCGACAAAAUAGCCGUCGGUAAUUGCUACAAAGUGAAUGCGUUCAAAGUCAAGUCGGCGUACCAGCAAUAUCGCGUUACAGGACACGAUUGCGAGCUGCAGUUGACGAAGCUGAGUCGGAUUAUCGAAAUCACGGGGGAGGAUUUGCCGAAAAUACAGGCCAGUAUCACCACCCUCGCGGAAAUAAUUUUCAAGCCAGUCAACGCUACCGUUGACAUCCUCGCGGUGAUCUUCGACGUCCGACCGCCUCAAACUUUCAAUUGCCGGGACGGCACCAAUACAGAGAAACAAACAGUCUUGGUGGUGGAUGACACCAUGAAAAUGGUCGAGAUCGGACUCUGGUCGGAGUUCGUCGGAAAACUUGAUAACAAGGAAGGAGAAGCAGUGGUACUCCAGAAUCUCCAAGUGCGUGAUUUCAAUGAGAAAAGACAGCUUUCGACCACAACCAAUACAAUUUUCGGUGAAGACAAGGAGAGGCCCUUUUUAGCCGGAAAAAUCGCGGUCACGAUCGCGAAUCGCGACCGAGUCCUACUCAUCAUCAAUUGGAUCUGCGACAGCUCGAGGACCAGGGCGAUGGCGGAGAGAUGA
Galendromus occidentalis (western predatory mite) is the source of this 960-nucleotide messenger RNA. Its product is annotated as replication factor A protein 1-like. The record is from RefSeq and is a predicted model, not a curated record. NCBI's taxonomy places the organism in Eukaryota, Metazoa, Arthropoda, Arachnida, Mesostigmata, Phytoseiidae. The transcript has 3 exons. The coding region runs from base 1 to 960 and encodes 319 amino acids.